AUGUCCAAAGUCAUUCGUAGCGUCAAGAACGUAACCAAGGGUUACUCCAGCGUUCAAGUCAAGGUCCGGGAAGCCACCAGUAAUGAUCCAUGGGGUCCGACGGGUACUCAGAUGAGCGAGAUUGCUCAACUGACGUACAAUACCUCCACCGAAUUCUAUGAGAUCAUGGACAUGCUAGACAAACGUCUCAACGAUAAGGGAAAGAACUGGAGACACGUAUUGAAGGCCCUGAAGGUGCUCGACUACUGCUUGCACGAGGGGUCCGAGCUCGUCGUUACGUGGGCGAGACAGAGCAUUUACAUUAUCAAGACGUUGCGCGAAUUCCAGUACAUUGACGAGGACGGUAGAGACGUCGGCCAGAAUGUUCGCGUUGCCGCCAAGGAAUUGACCGCACUAAUCUUGGACGAGGAAAGGCUGCGAGCUGAGAGAAGCGAUCGCAAAUCAUGGAAGUCCCGUGUUACAGGGCUCGAGGAGUUUGCACCCCAUCAGAUGGGACCGACGCAACCACGGCCGCGCCGCCGUCCGAGCAACGACGACGACGCCGAGUACAGGCUCGCCCUCGAAGCUAGUAAGCACCAGGAGGAGGAGGAUCGCAGAAAGCGGGCAAGUCGCGCCGCCGAUCAAGCCGAAGAUGACGACCUGGCCAAGGCCAUUAAGCUCAGCAAAGAGGAGGAAGAGCGACGCCGGCGAGAGAUGGAGGAUAACAACGCUUCGCUGCUUUUCGACGAUACCCCCGUGCAAACGACGCAGCCGCAGUACACCGGGUUCAACCAGGGCUAUCAGCAAGGUAGUGCGGUUGACUUCUUUGCCAACCCCAUCGAUCAGAAUCAGCUCCAGCCCCAGGCCACGGGCUACAUGCCAAACGCCUAUACCGGCUACCAACAAUCGCAGGCAACGGGCUAUCCCAACGGGAACAAUUUCUCUUUCCUGCAGCAGGAUCCAUACGGACAACAGCAAGGCAUGCAGGGCUUCCAGCCUCAGCAGACAGGCUACAACCCUUAUGCUCAAAACAAUGCUCCCCAAGAGCCAGUUGCGCAGCCAGGUAGCAACAACCCCUGGUCAACGGGCACCAUGAAGCAAGGAAACCCGAUGAAGCCGAUGCAGACGGGCUCCAACAACCCUUUUGCGUCCUCGUUCGGUCGUCCCCAGCAAACCGGCCUCAACAGCCUCCCAGAACAGAAGACGCUCGCCGCCUUCACCAGCCAACCCCAACCCAGUUAUAGCCAACCUCAACCCAGUUUCAGCCAACCCAGUCAACCCAGCCAACAACCUAAUGCUUUUGGCACUCCACAGAAGGAGCUGACCGAACACGAGGCUAAGCUGAAUGCUCUUCUUGCGGGCGGUGACGGUAUGGACACGUACGGCAACGUCGGGCAGACUCGUAUUCCGGCGCAGCACACGGCGCCUGGCACAUUUGUCAACAGCGCGGGAGCUGGUGCUGCUCGGCUUACAGCAGACGCAACCGGAAGCAACCCGUUCUUGCGAUCGCAGUACACAGGCAUGCCGAACAUUUCGUACGGCGGAGCGCAAAUGCCUGCAGCAACAGGUCCAGCAGGGAUUAACGGUAGCAACAACCCAUUUGCGGCGACGCGACCGCAACAGCAGAAUCAGCAGCCGCAAGACCUCAUACAAUUCUAG
Colletotrichum karsti is the source of this 1638-nucleotide messenger RNA. RefSeq names its product ENTH domain-containing protein. Gene Ontology annotation, cellular component: endosome; clathrin vesicle coat; plasma membrane. Gene Ontology annotation, biological process: actin filament organization; endocytosis. The record is from RefSeq and is a predicted model, not a curated record. Lineage: Eukaryota; Fungi; Ascomycota; Sordariomycetes; Glomerellales; Glomerellaceae. Bases 1 to 1638 code for a protein of 545 amino acids. Gene Ontology annotation, molecular function: phospholipid binding; clathrin binding. The transcript is spliced from 4 exons.